Nerophis lumbriciformis (worm pipefish) is the source of this 855-nucleotide messenger RNA. Lineage: Eukaryota; Metazoa; Chordata; Actinopteri; Syngnathiformes; Syngnathidae. The record is from RefSeq and is a predicted model, not a curated record.
AUGGCGUCGCUCAACACCAGGAUCGUGGGAGGUACAGAGGCGCCCGCGGGGAAUUGGCCCUGGAUAGCGAGCUUGCAAAGACAACGUCAACACUCUUGUGGAGCGUCGCUGAUCACCCGGGAAUGGCUGGUGUGUGCCGCUCACUGCUUCCCAUUCACCCCAGAAGAAGAGCCCUUCAGUGAAUUGCGGAUACUUCUGGGAUACCAAUCCCUGGAUCUGGAUAAUCCCAACGGGGUGAACGUUUCGGUACUGCUUGUCAUCCCCCACGAGGACUACAACAAUGUGACCAUCGAGAAUGACAUCGCCCUGAUACGGAUUCCCCCUGUUAAUUACACCGUCUACAUCCGGCCUGUGUGCCUCGCCGCUCCCGACACUUUCGUCGGAGCCGGAACCGAUAUCUGGAUCACCGGAUGGGGCAGAAUUAACGAAGGCGUGGAUCUUCCGUCUCCGCAAACGCUACGGGAAGUUGAUGCUCCAGUUGUAUGCAACGAAGAAUGCAAUGAGUCAUACGGAUUCAUCACCUCCAACAUGAUCUGUGCCGGAGUCCCUGAGGGGGGUCGGGGCUCAUGCCAGGGGGAUUCAGGCGGUCCAAUGGUGGUCAACAACGGUUCUCAGUGGGUCCAACUCGGCAUCGUGAGCUUUGCAGUAGGAUGCGCUCGGCCUAAUAUUCCAGGAGUCUUUGCGCGAGUGUCCGAAUACCAGUCAUGGAUCAUGGAGAGGAUGAAUGGCAGUGCGCCGCCGGGUUUUGUCAGAAUUGAUACAAAUAACUCGGAAUGUUCUGGGAAUGCAUUCCUCUCGGCUCCUCUACUCCUCACGCUUCUGCCGACAUUCUUCACCACCGUGGUACUCAUGUGA